GAUGCUUCCUCGCAAAGACGCGAGUCGGCUCAUAUUCGAGGUCAUUUGCAUUUCUCCAUGCUUGGUUUUCUUUAAUGAUCACCUCAAAAAAUGCUUCCAAAACACCAAUUCUUGAACCUCAUUUCCUGUUCCUAUCGUCGAAGAAGCCUGAAUGCUAAUUCUCUGAAUCACUACUGCUUCUCCGCUCUCUUCACCACUAUCAACACUAACCCAUCAUCUUUCCCUGACUCAUCCACCAUAUCCGAGUCGCCCGACAUUCCAAGUUGGGUCACUGACCAAAAAACAGAAACUCAAACCUCGGAAGAUGACGAUUUUGUCAUCCCUUCACUAGCCUCUUGGGUCGAAAACCACCCCAAAGUUAAACAUUUUCCAACCAAAAAACCUGAAACCCAAGUAGACAAACUCACUAAAAUCCUCAAAAAUCCCUACCCGUCACCUGAUAAAGUUGUCCAAGUCUUAAAUGGGUCUACUUUUAGUGUUUCCAACGUCUUAAUUGAGCAACUAUUGAAGCGUUUUAGUAAUAGCUGGAUUUCAGCUUAUGGGGUCUUCAUUUGGGCGAAAAAUCAACCAGGUUAUACGCAUACUCCUGAGUUGUACAACUUCAUGGUUGAUGCAUUGGGGAAGGCUAAAAAGUUUGAUUUAAUGUUCGAUUUAGUUGAGGAAAUGAAUCAGUUAAAAGGGUAUAUUAGUUUGGAUACAAUGGUUAACGUUAUGAGGAGAUUAGCUAAUGCUCGUCGGUUUAGUGAGGCUAUUGAGGCUUUCAGAAGGGUAGAGGAAUAUGGGGUUGAAAAAGAUGUAAUGGCUUUGAAUGGAUUGUUGGAUGCAUUGGUUAAAGGGGAUGGUGUAGAGCAUGCUUAUGAAGUUUUUGUUGAGUUAAAGGAAUGCAUACCUUUGAAUUCUAGUAGUUUUAAUAUUUUGGUACAUGGAUUUUGUAAGGCUAGGAGAUUAAAUGAUGCUAGGAAGAUUUUGAAUGAGAUGGAGGAACAUGGGUUUAAGCCUUGUGUUGUUUCUUAUACUUGUUUCAUUGAGGCUUAUUGUCGCGAAAAGGAUUUUCGCAAUGUGGAUGCUGUUUUGGAUGAAAUGAAAGAGAAAGGGUGCAGGCCGAAUACAGUGACUUAUACUAUUGUUAUGCAUGCCAGAGGGAAGGCAGGGGAGAUCGGGAAAGCAUUGGAGGUUCAUGAGAAGAUGAAGAAUGAUGGUUGUUUACCAGAUUCUUCGUUUUAUAGCUCAUUAAUUUUCAUUCUAAGCAAGGCUGGCAGGCUUAAAGAUGCGGAUGAAAUCUUUGAGGACAUGAAAAAGCAAGGUGUUAAGCCAAAUGCGUUGACAUAUACUACAAUGAUUUCUUCUGCUUGUAGGCAUUCACUCGAAGAGAAGGCAUUGAAGUUGCUUCAGAGGAUGGAAGAGGAUUCGUGCAAGCCAGAUAUUUCAACUUAUGUGCCUUUACUGAAAAUGUGCUGUAGGAAGAAGAGGAUGAAGGUACUCAAUUUUUUGUUAUGCCACAUGUUAAACAACGACAUCAGUAUUGAUCAUGCAACCUAUAACGCUUUGGUCCGUGGGCUUUGUAAUAGUGGGAAACUUGAGCAAGCUUGUGUAUUCUUUGAAGAAAUGGUGCUGAAGGAAAUGAUACCCAAGGACUCCAUACGUAAGAUGCUGUUAGAGAAACUUGAGAAGGAGAAUAUGACUGAAGCAAAACAACAUACUCAAGAAUUGCUGCUAAAUGUGAAAGAGCCAGAAAGAACCUAGUAUUUCCUCCGGGAAUGCUUGUUUAGAUUCAGAAUAAAUCAACCAACCAAUGUAUCUCUUCCAGACACACAUGCAUCCCCCGUUGGCCUACUUGAAUGCUUAGCAUAUCUACAUAAACUUUCUUAUACGUCCUGGUCCUUUGGGCCUCUUGAACCUUGAUACAUGCAAUAAUAUUUGCUUUUCUUAUGUCA
Messenger RNA from Durio zibethinus, 1934 nucleotides. RefSeq names its product Pentatricopeptide repeat (PPR) superfamily protein. The record is from RefSeq and is a predicted model, not a curated record. Gene Ontology annotation, molecular function: protein binding. NCBI's taxonomy places the organism in Eukaryota, Viridiplantae, Streptophyta, Magnoliopsida, Malvales, Malvaceae.